This is a messenger RNA of Macrosiphum euphorbiae (potato aphid), 735 nucleotides long. Lineage: Eukaryota; Metazoa; Arthropoda; Insecta; Hemiptera; Aphididae. The record is from the annotation of a GenBank genome assembly.
AUGCUAAGUAAUGCCAUAGAGCCUUCAAAUAACUGGUCUUUGUAUCCAGUAAAUUUAGUGGACGGCUUAUGUUUUGACAGCAGUGAUGGUGAUCAACCACUUAUGGUAAUAAAGAAAAGAAAUGAUGAAGCAAAAAGUUUAACUGGAGUUCAAGAAGAGUCUUGCAAUUAUAGUUUUGAACCAAAUUCAUUGGGAUCUAUGUCUUCUAAUGCUGUUCAGUCAAAAAUAUUAAAUAUUAUAUAUGAACAAGGCAUUGAAACCAAUGCAUAUUUAAAAAGAAUUGAUGGAAGAUUGGAUUGUCUUGAAACAAUCAUAAAAAAUAUGUCAGCUGGUACCCAAAAUAAUAAUAAUAAUCCUAUAGAUAGUGAAUUUUUAACCAUGUUUCCUUUAAAAGAUAUCGAUUCACUUAAAGAUUUUGAUACUCGUAUCACAAAUGAUUCAGAUUUUAAACUACAUGUGACGAAUUUUAUUACUAGAAUAGGAGGUAUUGAUAUCAAAAAUUUCAUUAAACGUGUAUUACAAAGGAUUUUUAGUAACGAGCUAUCUUCAAAAUGUUCGUGGACAGGUUUUCGAAAUAACUACAGGCUCGAAAAUAUUUGGUUUAUGAGCAUCAUGAAAGACUUAUCUAGGGAAAAAUUCAACUCAUCAGACCUUGAUUUCGAGUUGCAUGUUAAAGACUGGUUUCGUCAUGGCUCACAGCGAUUAAUAAGAGAUCAACAGACUAAGAAUAAAUAA